CAGAUGUCAAUCCCUCAAGAUGAUUACGAUGAAAUUUUGAGGGAAUGGCAAUUAAAAAUUAUCUCACCAAGGGCAACCUUAAAUGAGAUUAUUUUAAAUCCUGAACUGAUUAGACUGGUGCCAAGAUACGUGUAAAACUUUGCGGAUUGAAGACAUUAAGCAAUCAAGAAAAUAGUUAAAACAUAUUUAUAUCCAAAGUAGAUGGCUGAGAUUAGUGAGAAGUUAGCUGAAGUUUCACUCGAUGAAGUAACUCCCAAUCGUGAUGGAAUUGAUGCGGCUGAGAUGCAAAAUAAGCAGUUAUCUGUAGAGAGGGAUGAUUCAUCAAUUAUUGUUGAUAAAAUCGAUCACAAGCUACUUCGGAAUAUAUGUAUCCUCGCACAUGUAGAUCAUGGAAAGACCACUCUUGCAGACCAUUUAAUAGCUAAUUACGGUGGGGGUGUGCUACAUCCGAAGCAAGCUGGUAAACUUAGAUUCAUGGAUUACUUGGAUGAAGAACAGAGGCGCGCCAUCACUAUGAAGAGCUCGUCCAUUGCACUUCAAUAUAAGGACUAUUUCGUAAAUUUGAUAGAUUCACCAGGCCACAUGGAUUUCUGCAGUGAGGUAUCUACUGCCGCGCGGUUGAGCGAUGGUGCUCUAGUGUUAGUAGAUGCUGUGGAGGGUGUUCAUAUUCAAACACACGCUGUAUUGCGUCAAGCAUGGAUUGAGAAGCUGACACCCUGUUUAGUUCUUAAUAAGAUCGAUCGCUUGAUAUCUGAGUUGAGAUUGAGUCCCAUGGAAGCUUAUAAUAGGUUAUUAAGGAUUAUCCAUGAGGUUAAUGGGAUAGUUAGUGCUUAUAGGUCGGAAAAGUACUUAUCCGAUGUGGAUUCAAUGCUUUCAGUUGCUCAAUCUGGUGAUGCAGGUGAGGAAAAUUACGAGUUAUUAGAAGAUGACGAGGAGGACACUUUUCAACCUCAGAAAGGAAAUGUCGUCUUUGCUUGUGCCUUAGAUGGAUGGGGAUUUGGGAUUAGUGAUUUUGCCGAAAUGUAUGUUUCUAAGCUUGGGGCGAGCUCAGCAGCUUUACAGAGGGCAUUGUGGGGCCCUCGGUACUACAUUGCCAAGACUAAGAUGAUUGUGGGCAAGAAAGCAAUAGGCAAUACAUCAAAAGCUAGGCCUAUGUUUGUGCAACUUAUUCUCGAGCCAAUUUGGAGUGUUUAUCAGGCUACUCUGGAAGGGGAUAGGGGAUUGCUUGAGAAGGUGAUUAAAUCUUUUAAUUUAUCUGUACCUCCGCGCGAACUUCAAAAUAAGGACCCGAAAGCUGUGCUUCAAUCUGUCAUGAGCCGUUGGCUUCCGUUGUCCGAUACAAUGUUGUCUAUGGUAGUGAAAUGCAUUCCUGAUCCUGCUACAGCCCAGUCUUUACGAAUAGCGAGAUUGCUGCCUAAAAGAGAGACUUUUGAGAAUGGGGAAAUGUCCGAUGUGCUCGCCGAAGCAGAACUCGUGAGGAAAUCGAUCGAGGCUUGUGAUUCGAGUACCCUUGCACCAUGUGUUGCAUUUGUGUCUAAGAUGUUUGCUGUCCCCACAAAGAUGCUUCCUCGUGGAGAGAUUCUGAACAAUCCGACAGAUGAUGGUGAUUCGGGAGAGUGCUUUCUUGCAUUUGCUAGGAUCUUUAGUGGGGUCCUCUUUGCUGGGCAGCGAGUUUUUGUGCUUUCUGCUUUAUACGAUCCGGUGAAGGUGGAAUCGAAUCAGAAGCAUGUGCAAGCAGCCAAUUUGCAGUCGUUGUAUCUAAUGAUGGGUCAAGGGCUGAAGCCAGUCCCAUACGCAAAGGCGGGGAAUAUUGUUGCCAUACGAGGGCUUGGUCAGCAUAUAUUAAAGAGUGCUACUCUUUCAUCUACAUUAAAUUCGUGGCCUUUCUCCAGCAUGGUUUUCCAAGUUGCACCGACACUAAAAGUUGCGAUUGAACCAUCCGAUCCAGCCGAUAUGGGAGCGCUCAUGAAAGGGUUGAGGCUCUUGAACCGUGCGGACCCUUUUGUUGAGGUCACUGUUUCUGCUAGAGGGGAGCAUGUACUUGCGGCUGCGGGAGAAGUACAUCUCGAGAGAUGUGUAAAGGAUUUGAAGGAGAGAUUCGCAAAGGUGGCUUUGGAAGUCUCUCCUCCACUCGUCUCUUACAAGGAGACGAUCGAAGGUGACAUCACCACCAAUCCUCUGGAGAAUCUGAAACUGUUUUUUGGUGGAAACUCCGAGUAUGUGGAGAAGACAACUCAAAAUGGUAGGUGUGUUGUACGUGUGCAUGUUUUCAAACUUCCAACACCUCUUACUAAGCUGCUCGAUGAAAGCUCUGAAUUGCUGGGAGAUAUAAUAGGAGGCAAAUCUGGACAGGCUUUGAAGAGCUUGGAAACAUCGAGGGGUAGCAUUGUAGAAGAUGAGAAUCCGAUCGAAGCACUCAAGAAACGGAUGAUGGAUGCUAUAGAGAGUGAGUUUUCCUCCAGCAAUACAGAGUCGGAGAAAUUGAGAACAUUCUGGAAAGAUCUAUUCAAACGGAUUUGGGCGUUGGGACCUAGACAAGUUGGUCCGAACAUUCUCUUCACUCCAGACAGUGGAAAGAGCGUCGAAGCCUCUGUCCUAAUUAAGGGCUCUCCUUACGUUUCCGAUAAAUUAGUUUUUUGCAACAUAGACAACAACAACAAUAAUGGAUUGAAUGAGUCAUCAGACGAAACUUUGUUGAGAGAAGAAGCAGAGAGUUUAGAGAGCAGCGUCUUGUCUGGAUUUCAGGUCGCCACUUCAGCCGGUCCUUUGUGCGAUGAGCCUAUGUGGGGCCUAGCCUUUAUUGUCGAGGCUUUCGUAUCUCCUCCACCCACGGAGGAUAAUUCCUCCACCGCCACCGCCACUCACCACCACCACCACCCGGAACAGUAUGGUGUUUUCACAGGACAAGUGAUGACAGCUGUCAAGGAGGCGUGUAGGACAGCUGUGCUGCAACGGAAACCUAGGCUAGUCGAAGCGAUGUAUUUCUGCGAACUGAAUACACCGACGGAGUAUUUGGGGUCAAUGUACGCAGUGCUUGCUCGAAGAAGAGCUAGGGUUUUGAAGGAAGAAAUGCAAGAAGGUUCGCCUCUGUUUACGGUGCAUGCUUAUGUACCAGUUGCAGAGAGUUUUGGAUUUCCGGACGAAUUGAGGAGAUGGACGUCUGGAGCAGCGAGUGCUUUGCUUGUAUUGAGCCAUUGGGAGACGCUUUUGGAGGACCCGUUUUUUGUGCCGAGGACUGAAGAAGAGAUUGAGGAACAUGGGGAUGGAUCCAGUAUGCUGCAGAACACCUCAAGGAAGCUUAUUGAUGCUGUGAGGAGGAGGAAGGGUUUGCCUGUGGAGGAGAAGGUGGUACAGCAUGCAACUAAACAGAGGACGCUGGCCCGUAAAGUUUAAGAGUUGAUAAACGGUUUUUUUGGAUUAUGGUAUCGGCUUCAUAUGGUUAAUUUUUUUGUGUGCGGUGAUUUAGGUACGUAAUCGGAGGUGAAGCUCCUGAGGUGAUUAUAGUGUACUUUGUAAGGCGUACUGCUAUUUUAGUCAAUUUUGCAGGUGAUUCGUAUUGUACCAACUUACACAGAUAUAUGAUUAUUGGAACUACACUAAUUUUACUUGAAACCCCCAUUCAGUUACUUUUGAAAGAUGA
Molecule: messenger RNA, 3640 nt
Organism: Erythranthe guttata (spotted monkey flower)
Lineage: Eukaryota; Viridiplantae; Streptophyta; Magnoliopsida; Lamiales; Phrymaceae
Product: Ribosomal protein S5/Elongation factor G/III/V family protein
Biological process (GO): cytosolic ribosome assembly
Cellular component (GO): ribonucleoprotein complex; cytosol
Molecular function (GO): ribosome binding; GTPase activity; GTP binding
Source: RefSeq, a predicted model, not a curated record